This is a messenger RNA of Hylaeus volcanicus, 1872 nucleotides long. RefSeq names its product keratin, type I cytoskeletal 9-like. Lineage: Eukaryota; Metazoa; Arthropoda; Insecta; Hymenoptera; Colletidae. The record is from RefSeq and is a predicted model, not a curated record.
AUGAGUGAUAAAUAUCGAUCUAGUCACUUUUACCACACAUGGCACUCUCAUUUGCAAACUUUGCAUCUUCGUUUGAAUCUACGAUCGGCUGGAACGGGGCUCCGCGAUGGUGGUGGUGUGCUAUGUACCAGCGCGGGGGAUUCACCUUCACCUAGACCUUUCUUUCUCCGUGUAAGAGGGGAUCUGUAUAUAAAAGGACUCUUCUUGGUAGCAAUGGCAUCAGAAACCACAAUUUCACUUACACACCCGGUUGUCACUUGGCCAAGAGAAAUAGCGCACUGGAUAAACACGUUCCAAGCCAACAUGCGGACACUGAUAUUACUGGGACUUCUGGUCCUCACCAUUUCGAGCAUAUCCUGCAGAGAAGCGCAAGGAGAGAAGCGGCCUUCGAGACCACCAGGAAAAGGUAAACGCGGCGUCAAUGAUUACUCCGGAAGCUAUUCGUCCGGAGGAUCCUCUUACAACUCACCUCUUCACUCGAGCCUGAGCUCGGGAUACAGCGGAGGAUCAGUCGGAGGAGGAUAUUCCUUGGGACAUUCCGGAGGUAUUCAGAGUCUCCAAAGCUUAGGAAGCUCCCUGGGACACGGCUCGUUGGGAUACUCUUUGGGAUCACAAGGACUGAGUCUUGGGUCUGGAGGAGUCGGGUUAGGACAUGGCUUCAAUCUUCAAGGGCUCUCCUUGGGUGGACACGGCGGCCAAGCUUCGUACUCUUCGGCCAGCUUAGGGGGAGGAGGAGGAGGACAAACCAUCGCAUUGUUUAGCCCUUCUUCGAAGACUGGACCAGUCACUUUUGGACAAGGCGGCGGCAGCUCAGGAGCUAGUUCCAGUUACUCGUCGCCACUCUAUGCAUCGGGUGUUCAUGGACUGUCAUCUUACGGCAACGGAGGUUCGUCGAGUAGCGUCAGUUUUCCAGCGAUGCUGGGAUCGUCUCACGGGUCUUACAGUCUACCAUCAGCGUCAUUGGGCUCCUUAGGAGGUUCCUCGGGACACAGCAUCUCUCUCCAAUCAUUGGGCUCUGGCUCGUCUCAUUCGGUGAGCGGUGGAUUGGUCGUCGACGCGGGGUCGUUUGGAAAAGGAUCUGGCUCCAGCGGUUACUCCAUCCCUCUAUCUUCUGGAUCCCACGGAAUAUCCAGUUCCGGUGGAUCGGCCAGCUACUCGUUGCCUGUGUCUUCUGGAUCAUCUGGCGGUCACGGAUCCUCCGAUAGUUCCAGUUACACCCUCCCUGCUUCAUCUGGAUCCAACUCGUACUCUAAUUACAUACCAUCUUCAUCUGGCUCGUCCUCGUACUCCGGAGGAAGCUCCAAUUCCGCUGUCUCUUACUCCGAUGGUAGCUCCAGCUAUUCGAGUCCUUCUGUCUCUUACUCUGGCGGUAGCUCCAAGUAUUCCAGUCCCUCUGUCUCCUAUUCUGGAAGCUCCAGUUAUCCGAGUCCAUCUGCCUCUUACACCAGUGGUGGGUCCAGUCACUCGAGUCCUACGGUAACAUACGUUGGUCCUGGCUACCCUAACCCUCUUUCCAGCUAUUCGAGCUCUGGUUCUAGCUAUUCCAGCCCUAGCACCAGCUACUCUGGAUCCUCGGGCGCCUACUCGGCCAGCUACUCGGCUCCCUCGACGUCGUACGGCACUCCUGCGGAGCCCCAUGGAUCUUACUCGAAUCUAAGCCCCAGAUACGUCGGACAUCCUGCAGGGAAGAGCUUCGAAGGCCCAAGUUCCACGGGCAAUAAAUAUUAUGACACGAUCUCUUACUCCAGUCCUAGUGGAAAAUAUUAAACUGUAGACGUCACGAACAGGAUCGCCCAUCGAGGCUCGAUUGCGUAUCGAAACGUAUUCGGAAGAGUUGAUCGCGAACGUCGAUUUAGAAGCAGGAACUCCUAG